Frieseomelitta varia is the source of this 2490-nucleotide messenger RNA. RefSeq names its product probable phosphorylase b kinase regulatory subunit beta. Bases 317 to 2350 code for a protein of 677 amino acids. Gene Ontology annotation, molecular function: calmodulin binding. NCBI's taxonomy places the organism in Eukaryota, Metazoa, Arthropoda, Insecta, Hymenoptera, Apidae. The record is from RefSeq and is a predicted model, not a curated record. Gene Ontology annotation, biological process: glycogen metabolic process. Gene Ontology annotation, cellular component: phosphorylase kinase complex. The transcript has 15 exons.
AAAUUUUCAAUGUAUUUUAUUUCGAUGGAUUUUGUCUAGAAUGAUGGAAAAAGUAUUGUAAAAUGCUAUUAUGAAAUGUAAUUGCAUAAUUCAAAAGUUUUCCAUCUCGAACAAGUUUAAAAUGGAUUAGAAAUAGAGCUAUUUACAGCUGUCUUUUGACCUAUUUAUAAAUCAAAGAUAGUAAAUAACCCGCACGUACCAAUUGUAUAAACGAUUUGAUUGUAGUAUUCUAUUGAAACUGCUAAUAGAAACAAUUGUCAUGUGAUUGCUAAACAACAAAAUCAAGUUAAAAAACCACGAUUCGAUUGCUCUGAAUAUGACAUCUCUCGCGGCGACACCCGCAAAAAGACCUCCUCACAGCAGAAAUGCUCGGCAAGGCAGUGUCAUUGAUUUGGAUAUUGACAUGUUUCUCAAGAUAUCAAAUUAUGAAGAUACAGUCAGACAACUUGACAUCUAUUAUGGAAUUGUCAAAAGACAAUUACUGCGCUAUCAAAGUUGUAUAACGGGUCUUUUUCCACAAGUUUCAAACGAUAAAGUAGUUGGAAGUGUAAGAGAAAGUAUUUAUUGCGCUGCUGCUGUAUGGAGUUUGUAUCAAGCAUACAGGCGUAUAGAUGAUGAUCGUGGAAAGUCUUAUGAACUUGGACAAUCAGCUGUAAAAUGCAUGCGUGGAAUCUUAGAAUGUUGGGUGAAACAGUCACCAAGGAUAGAGUUAUUUAAACGCAACCAGUGCGACCGCUUUGCAUUGCAUUGUAAAUUUUCUUUAGAUACUGGUGAUGAAAUUUUUAAAGAUGCUGACUACAAUCAUUUGCAAAUUGACAUUGUUUCCUUAUAUUUGAUAUUUUUAGUACAAAUGAUUUCUUCAGGUUUGCAAAUCAUAUAUACUCAAGAUGAAGUAGCGUUUAUACAAAAUCUGGUGUAUUAUGUGGAAAGAGCAUAUCGUACACCAGAUUAUGGCAUGUGGGAACGUGGUAGUAGAUAUAAUGACGGUACACCUGAAAUACAUGCAAGUUCAAUUGGUAUAGCCAAAAGUGCUCUCGAAGCUAUUAAUGGGUGCAAUUUAUUUGGAGAAAAAGGAGCUUCCUGGUCAGUCAUAUAUGUUGACAUUGAUGCACACAAUCGAAAUCGUAGCAUUUUUGAAANAAUGCUUCCAAGAGAAUCAAGUUCUAAGAGUGUAGAUGCAGCUUUACUACCAACAAUAUCUUUUCCUGCAUUUGCUACUCACGAAGAAAUAUUAUAUAACGAGACGAAGGCUAACAUAAUACGAAGAUUAAAAGGCACUUAUGGAUUUAAAAGAUUUGGUAGAGAUGGAUACAAAACAGUUAUAGAAAACAAAGAUCGACGAUAUUACAAAUCUGGUGAAAUCAAGGAAUUUGAUCAUAUAGAAUGUGAAUGGCCAUUAUUUUUUAUAUUUAUGAUUAUUGAUGGUGUUUUUAAAACCUUGCCAGAACAAGUGGAAGAAUAUCAAAAAUUGUUAAAAGAACGGAUAUACAAAGAUAUUAAUGGAGAUCCUGUAAUACCUAUGUAUUACUAUGUACCUGAGGAAACUUUGGAACUAGAAAGAAAUGAUCCUGGUAGUGCAUAUCGAGUAGCAAGUGCUGAAGGAAGAGGACAAAAAAAUUCUACAGAUACGGAACAUGGACCCAUGUAUUUGUGGAAUCAAGCCAUGUUUAUAAUUGCUCAACUACUUACUGCUGGUUUAUUACAUAUUAAUGAAUUAGAUCCAAUUAGACGUUAUCUUCCUUCGUACAAUAGACCACGAAAAGCUGGAAGGUAUUCAGCUUUUCAAGCUAAACCGAGUAUUGGUACUCAUACUGAUCUUGUAGUACAAAUCGUUCUUAUUGCUGAAUCCAUGCGAUUACAAGCUAUGAUGGCAACAUAUGGUAUACAAACACAAACGCCACAUGAAGUGGAACCUGUACAAAUAUUAUCAUCUACACAAUUAGUAAAAGUUUACGAAAAAUUGGGUGUAAAUAAUAAAUUAAAUCUACGAGGCCGACCGGCAAGACCAAUUGGAUCUUUAGGUACAAGCAAGGUUUAUAGAGUGUGUGGUAUGACAGUACUCUGUUAUCCUUUAAUAUUUGAAGUGUCAGAGUUUUAUCUGUACAGAGACAUGGCUUUAUUAAUCGAUGAUAUUAAAACUGAACUUCAGUUUGUAGGCAAAUAUUGGCGACUUUCAGGUCGACCUACUGUGUGCCUUUUAAUACGAGAAGAACAUAUGAGAGAUCCACAAUUUAAAGAAAUGCUUGACCUUUUUGCUAUGUUAAAAAAAGGAUAUUGUGAUAAAACAAAAGUACGAAUUGGUCGUUUGCAGAAUCUCAUUUCAUCUUCGUGUAUUGCAUUACGUAAAUGAACCAUUAUAUAAUAUAUUAAAUGAAAUUCGUAACAAUAAAAGCUUAUAUACUUUGUGUCAACUUUAUGGCAUUUUGCUGAUGCGGGAAGGAAUUAACUAUGACAUUAAUGGAAUGACAGUUGGAGAUUACUUAAGAUCAU